Molecule: messenger RNA, 501 nt
Organism: Mucor mucedo
Lineage: Eukaryota; Fungi; Mucoromycota; Mucoromycetes; Mucorales; Mucoraceae
Exons: 1
Coding region: 14-484 (156 amino acids)
Cellular component (GO): mitochondrion
Source: RefSeq, a predicted model, not a curated record
UUUUAAAAUAAAAAUGUCGUUCAUAGUAACAAGAAAAUUCAUUCAGAGAAUAGCAGUUCCUUCCACCAAUAGCAUGAUGCACGCACGCUUCAUGACGACGGCGCAACCACCACCCGUGUCUAAACCAAGACAAUUUAUGAAAAAAUAUGGUUAUGUAGGUAUUGGUGUUUACCUUGCUCUUGGCGUAGUCGAUUUAGCGGCCACCAUGGGCUUCAUUACUUGGAAAGGUGCCAAUCGUGUUCGAGAAGUUGAAGAUUACGUGAUUGGAAAAGCUAAAGGAGUGUUGGGAAUGGAGCAUACCCCACUUGAUCCACAACAAGUGAACGAAAAGCCCUCCUUAACCUCUAUAUUCGUUAUUGCAUAUGGCAUUCAUAAAACCCUUCUAUUGCCUUUACGACUAUCUUUGACUGCAGCCGUUACACCAGCAGUCGCAAAGAAGUUAAAAAGCUUGGGUUGGGUACAAAACAAAAUUAAUAAAAAGUAAAAAAUGUUAUUUUAUUU